ACCUCCACAUGUGGUUUCCGUUCGUGCUAAAUCAAAAAUCAACCGUGCGGGAAAUAGAAGAACGAAGUGCGACAAGUUUUUCCAAUUCCGGUGGGGAAGGAAAUCAAAUGUACACGACGGAAAUGUCGAACCAAUCAAUCAUUUGCGAAGCUAGCUAAGAAUGAAACGUAGAGACACUGUCUCAUUUGUUUACACUGUUGAAGAUAGCUGGGUAUUUAUGUUUUCUUUUUCUUCGUCGCCGGUGUACGUCCAUAGCAACAUGAUUUCCCGGAACCGGAACGACAACAAUGUGAUUUGACUAUAAUUUUGCACAAUGAGUAAACGCUUUUGAUGCUGGAUUUAAAUGUGGCAGCAGCGGAACGAAGCGUGAGAUGUAUGCUGGAAGCCCGGUUGUAUGCUGCUAACCGAGGGCAGUUCAACGAGAAGUGGUUAUCUGUACGCGUCAUUCGACCGCUAUCAUUUACCAUCAGUUAUCAAUUGGUUGCCAGCGGAGUGGCAGCUGUUGUAGUUGCUUUGCACUAGCCCGUGUGACCCAGUGAUGAUGGAUUUCAUCAACGAGUAUACCGAGGAGGAACGGUUAAAAAUUGAACAAGAUUUCUUACGCCUUAACGAUAAAUGUUAUCUGGAUCAUGCUGGCACGGCACUGUACGGUGCGUCGCAGCUCCGUGCCGUUCACGAGCUGCUUGCGAGUGGAUUGUACUGCAACCCACAUACCAGCCGCACGAUGGAGGACCUAAUCGAUCUGGUACGAUAUCGAAUUCUGCGCUGGUUUAAUACGCGACCGACCGAGUACGGUCUGGUGUUUACUUCUGGUACGACCGCUAGCCUUAAGCUGCUUGGUGAGUCGUUCGGCUUCGGAGAACCCGAUAAGGUGGGUUCGUUCGUGUAUCUGCGCGACAGUCACACGUCCGUGUUGGGGAUGCGCGAAAUUGUACGUACCGAGCGUAUUCGUCCGAUUGAGCGUACGGAGUUGCUGCAGGUGCUCAAUGAACCGAAGGGUGUUCAUCAGCGUCUCCGACCGUCACUGCUCGUAUUUCCGGCGCAGUGCAACUUUAACGGUGUAAAGUACCCGCUGGAACUGAUCGAGCUCGUAGAACGAAAUGGCUUGCGUGGCUAUGGAGAGGACGAAUUCCACGUGUGCUUGGAUGCGGCCAGUUACGUCUCCACCAGCCCACUUGACCUUACCCGCUUUCGGCCAAGUUUUGUGUGUGUUUCGUUCUACAAAAUAUUUGGCUACCCUACCGGAUUGGGUGCAUUGUUGGUACGUAAGGACGCGGAACAUUUGCUACUGGCGGGUAGACGAUAUUAUGGUGGCGGUACGGUAAAGAUAGCGAUGAGCGGCCAGAACGCGUUUCAUGAGAAGCGGGACACGUUAGCGGAACGGUUUGAGGAUGGUACGAUCAACUUCCUGUCCAUUACAGCCCUGCUGCCCUGUAUGGAUGCACUCGAGCGGCUCAUACCGGGCGCAACUAUGGAACGCAUCCAGCGCCACACGUUUCAGCUCGCACGCUACUGCUUCCGUGAGCUGCAAGCACUCCAGCACGCUAACGGUGGUCGGGUGGUAGAGCUGUAUCACGAUACCGCGUUUGGGGACCCGGCUUCCCAGGGUGCCAUUGUGAACUUUAACGUGCUGAACGAUGAUGGCAGCCACGUCGGGUUCGCAGAGGUUGCUUGCAUGGCCGCAAACCACGGUAUCUACCUGCGCACCGGAUGCUUCUGCAAUCCAGGCGCCUGUCAACGUCAUCUACGACUCGCGGAUGACGAUCUUUUGCGACACUACCGGGCUGGGCAUGUGUGCGGUGACGCAAACGAUCUCAUUGACGGACAACCGACCGGUUCGGUGCGCGUUUCGUUUGGAUAUUGUACGCGUCCGGCCGAUAUCGACCGAUUGGUAGCGAUGAUUCGGCGCUGUUACGUACGUCGUUCGCUUACUGGACCGCUUGCCGGUUGCAGCUUGUCCCGGGAUCAAAUUCUUGCCCAGUACAAAAGCUACGAUAGGCCCCGUUUGGUGCAGAUCUGCCUCUAUCCGGUAAAAUCAUGUGGACCACAUCGUGUAACCGACGGUAAUUGGCCAUUGGCCGCGACUGGUUUGCGGUACGAUCGUACAUUUCUGAUCGUAGACGAGCAUGGUGUUGCGAUGACGCAGAAAAAGCUCCCCGAAAUGUGUCGAAUCCGACCGACGGUGGAACAGAACCGUAUGACGCUGCGGCACGACGAACUCGAGGACGAGCUGGCAAUCGAACUCGACGAACCAGCGGAAACGGACGCAGUGCAUUCCGCGGUACAACUCUGCCAGACGAAGGUGUGUCGGGACAGUGUGCAAGGCGUGGAUUGUGGGGACGAUUGUGCGGACUGGGUGAGUCGGGCACUCGGUGUGUCCGGGUUGCGAUUAUUACGCCAGUCAGCACACGAUGCUCGCCUGCAGCGACGAACGACGAGAGAACUUUCGCUUAAUAAUCAAGCCCAACUGUUACUUAUCAAUCGAACGUCCGUGCGGUGGCUGCGAGACAAGGUAGACGACUGGGAUGGGGCAGAGAUGCCUUCGCUCGAUUCGCUGGUCGAUCGUUUCCGCGGCAAUCUGAUAAUCGAAACGGCUCGUCCGCUGGAGGAAUCAGACUGGCAUCGGGUCCGGAUAGGGCAGAGUGGGUUUAGCGUCGAUGGUCCCUGCACCCGCUGUCAGAUGAUCUGCAUCGAUCAGACGAGUGGCGAACGUACAGCAGAGCCGCUGCGUACAAUCAGCCGGGAGUUUGGUGGACGGAUGCGCUUCGGUGUAUAUUUGUCACGCGAAGAUAAUGACCAAGAUGGCACACCAGCCGAAAAUGGUACAGCUGCCUUAGAAAGAGAGCUUUCCUGUGGUGCUACGGUUUCGGGUGUAAUUGAUAAUGUAAAUGAAUAGAUUGGUUGAUGGUUGAUAAAAAAAUAACAGCAUGUUUCUUUCACGAUCACGAUGCUGCGUGGUAACAGCGUGUAAAGGAUGGUUCAAUAAUAAACGUCUAAAAAAGAGCAA
Messenger RNA from Anopheles funestus (African malaria mosquito), 3007 nucleotides. It is a transcript of the gene mal, whose product is annotated as molybdenum cofactor sulfurase. Bases 539 to 2896 code for a protein of 785 amino acids. Lineage: Eukaryota; Metazoa; Arthropoda; Insecta; Diptera; Culicidae. The transcript is spliced from 3 exons. The record is from RefSeq and is a predicted model, not a curated record. Gene Ontology annotation, biological process: Mo-molybdopterin cofactor biosynthetic process. Gene Ontology annotation, molecular function: pyridoxal phosphate binding; molybdenum ion binding; molybdenum cofactor sulfurtransferase activity.